CCGUUGUUUGGUGUGACCCGCAUGUAGUAGUGAACGGGUAGCUGCAGGUGCCGUGGGUGUGGCUGAGGCGUAGCUUGGUGCUUCCAUAGACUCGGGACGUAGGUAAAGUCGUAACUGGUCCUGUAUGGCUAAUAUCGUUACCAUAAGAUCGCUACCAGAAGUCGAACCGCACCAGUCUGGACAUAUUGCAGCCAAUGUGUCUUCUGAAAGACGCCAGUUUUGAUUUGCCCGAUCUUCUUGCUCGACAUUAGCCCUUGCUCCUUCCUUUGCACAUCAAAGGUCCCUUCCGUUGCAAUGUAAUGGUGAGAUACACUUGACUGAUCGUUUACGAUCCAACGUUGAUGGAAACUAUCACUGGGCUGGAGCAAAAAAUCAUUUUUUCGAUUUUCUAAACCCCCAGUCACCAUCGAUCCCAACACUACAACCAUUUGAAACCCGAAACCAUCAUUCGACGACGAUGUUGUUGUCUACAGCACGCGCGGGUAUAAAAUACUCACGUCCUCCCCAACUGCCUGGGUGAGUCUCGACCCAACCCACGUACACUACACUACUACUCUACUCCACCCUAGGAAGGCCAGGAACACUAUCUGGCGAUCAUCGAUUGACCGAUCAUCAAACUAACGACUAUUGAACUGCACCAUUUAACGAUCAUCAAUCAUGAGGCUGGUCAACGGAUUCCUUAUUUUCGUCCUCAGUGCCUCUUCUACUGCCCUCCCCAUGAGGACCCGCAUCCGCACUGUUAACAGCAACAGCAACACGGCUGCUCGUAUUUUAGACAAGGAAAUUGAUACACUGGCGGAUAUUUUUGGCAUCGAUAAGAGUGCUGAAUAUCAAACGACUACCGAUCUUCCCAACACUAUAUCCAAGCGUAACACUAUCGAUAGUCUUCAAGAACCAGACAUACUCGAAUGCAACGGACAUGCAGAGUUGUGCAACCGGAAGUUCAGCAACGUUUCCAUGGUAGUAGCUCACAACAGUCCAUUUGUGCGCCCGCAUAACGCAGCAUCCAACCAAUAUCUUCCCGUCCUAUCGCAACUUAACGACGGGAUUCGCGGCUUAACAUUUCAAACACACACCAAACCCAAAACCUCCGAUAUCCACCUCUGCCACACAUCAUGCAACAUUCUCGAUGUCGGAACCCUAGAAAGCUACCUCACGACCGUAGUCUCAUGGCUCAAGACGCACCCCAACGAAGUCAUCUCCAUCAUGAUGGUGAAUUCCAACCACAUCCACCCCACAGCCUUCAUCGCACCCUUCACAAACUCGGGCAUGCUCCCAUACGUCUACACCCCAUCUCCCAACGCAACAACCCUCGACGCAUGGCCAACCCUCGACCACAUGAUCCGCUUCAACCAACGCGUGGUCGUGACCCUCGACGACGGCGCCGACGAGCAAAAAGUCCCCUGGCUCCUCUACGAAUUCGCAUACCAGUGGCAAACCCCCUUCUCACCCACCGACCCCGCGUUCCCAUGUACCCAAGACCGGCCCAUGGACGAACCCCUGCAUAUCUCUCAAGACAAAAUGUACAUGCUCAACCACAACCUCAAUGCCGAAGUUAAGCUGUUCGGCCAGCAGAUCUUGCUCCCGGCGAUCCCGUUGCUCGACCAGACCAAUGCCGCGCAGGGCAACGGGAGUUUGGGGGAGAGUGUGAAGGCUUGCACGGAGAUGUGGGGGCGCCCGCCGAAAUGGCUGCUUGUUGAUUUUUAUAAUCGCGGGGAUUUCGAGGGAAGUGUUUUUCGGGUUGCUGCUGAGGCUAAUGGGGUGGAGUAUGAGAAGGGGUCGUGCUGUGGGAAGGAGGAGGGGAAGGGUGCUGCGGAGGGUUAUGCGGAGGGUGUCAUGGAUCGGGUUGAAUCGAUGGAUGGAUGGAUCGAGGGUUUGAUACAGGACACGAGAAAGAUUCUUGAGCAGGGCUGA
This is a messenger RNA of Periconia digitata, 1914 nucleotides long. The record is from the annotation of a GenBank genome assembly. Lineage: Eukaryota; Fungi; Ascomycota; Dothideomycetes; Pleosporales; Periconiaceae.